GCAGGUGCUUUGGUUGCUAUGGAAACCUAGAACGCCGAGGCGGGUGUUGAAUCAUUUAAAGCUCUCAAGGUGAAGUUGAGGCGGGAUGUACGUUCAGUGGUGACACUAGACAUCGUCUCAUUGUUGUAGUCGGUAUUACAGGAUAACUCCUACAGAUAUACUGCUUCACGGGAACACUAGGGACAGUGACCCCGCGGCGGGAAAUAACAACAUCUUCUAUGUAAUCACAUAAGGCUCCGGCUGCUGAUAACCGUGGCUGGUCGUUCAGGGGACGAAGAAACAACAUGGAGGAAUGCAGUGAAGCCAGUCUGUAUUCCAACGAGGAGGAAGUGAAUUGCCCCGGGCCUUUGUUUAGAGUGAAGAUGUUUGUUAUGGGCGAUGUUGGCUGCGGCAAGACAAGCCUGGUCCAGUCCCUCAUCGGCCCGACCCCCAAACUUAACGACAACCCCACCGACGGCGUCAAGGUAGAGCUAUGGUACCCCUUUAAGACAUCCAAACACAAUGAAAACUUGCUCGACAGGAAGCUGAGUGGGGAGGAGCAUCACCUCAUCAUAGAGAUUUGGGAUAUGACAGGGAGGCAGGUGUGUCAACACGCCCAUCAGAUGUACCUGACCCGGGAGUCCAUCUUCCUUCUUCUCUACAACAGAGUGGACCACACCAGCUGCGACAGUGUCCUCCCCAUCUACACCAGCAUCCAGGAGGCCGCUCCGGGAAGCACGGUAAUCAUUGCCAGCACAAAGGCGGACAAAUCCCCGCCUGAUGGGAACCGGGCCACACUGCCGUCGGGGGAGCAGAUCCUGGACUCCCUGAGGAAGAGCCUGGACAACUGGAGGUUCUACGUCCUGAAGGAGAUGGACGAGCUCAAGUUGUUGUCCAGGGAAACACACGCCAAACAUCCAGAGUCAGCCAACAAGAGCAAGAAGAACGACUCGCGACACCGACACAGCGAGACCAACCCUGCCCUGAAAUCUCAGAUGGAGGCUUGUGAAUCUAUCCUCGUGAAGGUCAAGGAUGUUCCUAGCAAAGUCUACGACGUGAGCUCAUUAGACGGGCAGGGUCUCGAUGAGCUGAAAACGGUCAUCUUCCGGGCUGCCCUGGACCCCGUGAAGUUCCCUCACCUUGACCGGACCAUCAAACCCAGCACGAUCUCGUUGUAUGACGAGAUUUUAAAGCUGCGAGAACGAGAUUUAGUUCUGUUGACAUGGGGUCAAUUUUGUGAUAUAGCCAAUCAGCUAAGCCCAGAUGGAGAUGACACUCUGGAGGAAGAUACUGCAUUCCUUCAAACAAUUGGAGGUCUCCUCGAUUUCAAAAUGACCCCAUCUAUCUCGAACACUCCUGACAACCCCCCUUCCAACAUCCCCGCCGCCGGGACAGGCCGGUUCAUCUGUAUCCACCCCAGCGUCUUUGCCAACGCCGUGUGCUGCUGUCUGGUGGAUGAUGACAAGAAAGCCUUCCGGUUCGAGUCGUGCAGGUUCUGGCCCAAAGAUUCCGGGUUCAAGCGCCCAGACCCUCAAGUGUUGUGCAAGGUGCUAGAGUCGAUACCUCACGAAGGACUGAUCAGAGAGUCCUUGCUUCCAUUGUUGUGGCAGGAGAGUAACCUGUACGAGGACCAGAUACUGCACCUGGUGCGAGUGUUCACCUACCUGGGGCUGUUCAUCCGCUACUGCACCUGCAAGGCAAACUGUGAGGGACUGGCCCUCCCCUACUACCCCCACCUGUCUGUACAGCGCUGUCUGUACGCCGUGCUCCUGGACCUUCUGCCCAACAACAGACCCCAACUAAACUGGACUCCAAAGCCUUUCAAGGGAGAUUUGCAAAUCACCAUCGGCUACAUAUUCGCGACCGGUCUCCCUGUGGGCGUGGCCAAACAGCUGCUGGCACACUGCCAGUACGUGGGGCAGGACACCAGCUCCUACAGACACAUGUGGAAGUACGGGGUCCUGCAGAGGGUGGGGGAGGCUAUAGUUUGUGCAGAACACGACAACACCCAGUUCAACAUCAGCUGCCGGGUGAACGCUGACGAGCCGGGUCAGGAAGACUCUGCCGUGCAGCUGCUCUGGGUGUCGCUGUCGCAGUUCCUCUUGUCCCUCAACAAGUUCCUCAAAUUCUGGCCCGGGCUCUUCUAUAAGAUGGUCAUCAUGCCCUUGGGCUAUCAGUUCUACCACGAGGAGAAGGUGGAGCAUGAGCAGAUGGUUUCCCUGCUGAGGUGCCUGUCCUACUGGCUGGCAGACAAGAAGUACAGCUUUAAGGAUGGGGAGGUGGAGAGGGAAAUCCACCUGGAGCUGCUCUUCCCCUUCAGAGACUGCCCGACUCUGCAUUGUGUCGAUGACUGGUUGACGUUUGUUUUGACCAAGAAGCACCUUGUGUUCCCGUCUGAGGAGAGCAACACAAUUAUGGAGCCCAACGCAGACACAAAGACUGCCCUGAAGAUCAACCCAUUGCUUCUACUCAGCAAGGGAUCCAUGAAGCUCAAAAGCAGGAAGAAGAAGAGUGUAGAAGUUAAGUGGAAGCUGGACCCACUAGGUGACAAAACACCUCCACCUCAACCCAUGACUGGAACUUCUUCAACUAAUACUACACACAAGCCUGAUGCUAAUCAGAAAACAGAAGACAACAAGGAGGAGACAACUCCGUUUGCACAAAACACCACCCCUGUUGUCAGUGGUACAGAGGAGAGUAAUUCCAUCCCACCUGUGACUGGCGUGGCAUUGCCAUGUGGGAAGGGCGUGGUCAUGAAGGCGUGGUCGGAGGAGGAGGAGGUGAAAGAAGCAACACGGAUUGCGUCCGGGUUUGUGGCAGCCAUCAUGGCUAGCGCUGUGGCGGAGUUCAUCUCAUCCGAGUGUGAGAGCAGCCAGAUGUACAAGGAGGUCGUGUCAGCAGCUCAGGUGGCUGCAGCCAGGGUGACGGCCGAGGCGGCGCGGGCAGCGCAGACAGGAGACAUCGACGGUGCAGCCAAGGCAGUGUUGCAGGCUGUGAAGGCCGUGGAGAUAGCCAUGGGCAAGUCAAGCACCUCCAGCGGGCAGGGACCCAUUAGAAGCAGACUGUGUGUAAUACUCUGAGGAGGAGCUUGUGACAGUCUUGUGUUUACAUUGUGUACGGACAUCAUGACCAAACAGCUGGCGAGCCAAGGGGAUGGGGAAUUUAUGAUUCAUCUCGUUCUGAUAUUUAUAUGGAUGAUAAAAACAAUUUGUCAGAGAGCGUGACAAUGUCACUGGGCAACAGACAGUUGUGCAGCACAUCUGAUUGGCUUAGGGCUCAACUGUCUGAUGGGUACAUGACACAUGUAUCAACAGAGGCAAUAUCUCAUAGCAGGUCACUAGUGCACCGACACAGGAACAUUAUAUGGAUAUAUGUUUUAAAGAGGAAGGAAUAGUGUGAAAAGUGUGAUUAAUACGUUUCUUUUGUUAGAUGAAUGGCAAUCUUGUCUGGUGCCUCUUCAUAUCUGAUAAACAGGUUUCAGCGGAUUCAGAAGAGUGCUGUGCAGAUAGUGUUCCUGUCACAAGUACAAUCACAUUACCCAUGUACUCUCCAGCUCAUACUGGCUUUCUGUGUGCUACAGAAUCACUUCCAAACUACUCUGCCUUACCUACCAGUGCUUGUCAGGUGAUGCUCCACUCUACUGUGAGCUACUGAAGCACGUACAGCACAUUACCCCAAGUCUAAAUGUCACCAUCUCCUCUGUGUAAAAGAAGACUCAUGAUUCGGCCAUUGCUCCUUUUCCUUCGCCAUGGGAACUGUUUGUUUGUUGUUCAAUCAGCAAUAUCCCAGCUGUAUAACGGCAGUCUGUAAAUAAUCGAGUCUGGACCAGACAAUCCAGUGGUUGACAUCAUGAGCAUCAAUCCACG
This is a messenger RNA of Haliotis rufescens (red abalone), 3845 nucleotides long. RefSeq lists its product as uncharacterized. The record is from RefSeq and is a predicted model, not a curated record. Lineage: Eukaryota; Metazoa; Mollusca; Gastropoda; Lepetellida; Haliotidae. Gene Ontology annotation, biological process: regulation of DNA-templated transcription. The coding region runs from base 285 to 3059 and encodes 924 amino acids. The transcript has 16 exons.